Messenger RNA from Parascedosporium putredinis, 606 nucleotides. NCBI's taxonomy places the organism in Eukaryota, Fungi, Ascomycota, Sordariomycetes, Microascales, Microascaceae. The record is from the annotation of a GenBank genome assembly.
AUGGCUUCUGGCAAACUCGUGAGCCCUUCGUCCAUUGGGCACUUCGGUAUCCGCACGACCCCGGACAAGUUCGACGCCAUGGUCGAAUGGCACCUCAACUUCUUCGGCGGCCAGCUCAUCCUCCGCAACAAGCACGCCGCGUUCAUCGCCUUCGACGAGGAGCACCACAGGCUCGUCAUCGUCGCGGACCCCAAGCACACCGUGAACAACAAGCAAACGGGGACGGGCGUGUACCACAUCGCCUUCACGCUGGACAGCCUCGCGGAUCUGGUCACGAGCUACGAGCAGAAGAAGGCCCUGGGCAUCGAGCCCCAUUGGCCUGUUAACCACGGCAUGAGCACCAGCAUGUACUACUUUGAUCCGGAUGGCAACGAGUUCGAGCUGCAGGUGGACAACUUCAAGACGGCGGACGAGGCGCGCCGCUUCAUGGAGACGGAGGAGUACGCGCGGAACCCCAUUGGCGUCGAUAUUGUUGUGGAGGAUCUCAUUAGCAGGGUCAAGAGCGGCGAGGACGAGGAGAACAUCAAGAAGAGGCCGGAGAUUGGGCAGCGAUUGUCGCGGUGGGAAAACUCCAUCUACUUCAAAGAACCUGUUGCUAGUAACUAG